GCAAACAGCCGGUCAAUGAUUAACCGGCCCCGGCUGCGCUCCCGCCGCCGCGCGGGGCCACGCGGGGCUCGGGGGCCGCGCGGGGCCGGAGCGGGGCCGGGCCCCGAGCGGCGGCUGUUGGGACCCCGCGGGCACCGCCGCGUCCCGCGGAUGGACGGUGACCCGCCAGCCGUGCCCCAGGCGCGGGGAGCGGAGCAGGGGGAUGGCAGCGGGGCAGCCGGGGGGCUGCCCACCCCCGGCACCCGCAGCGACGCCCCCGCGGCCCGUGGGGACAGGCCCGUGGCCGUGUCGGUGGUCACCAACUCAGCCUUAGAGGGUGCUCCUCCACCUUACUCGCCCCCGGACCCCAAGAGCUUUCACCUCUUCUACCCGCCGUUCCCAGCCGGCUACUCCCAGCAAGGGCCCGUCAUUUACCCGCCGGGGCCGGGACCGCGGCCCUUCCCGGCCCCGGGCUUCCCCCGCGGGCCCCUGCCCUACAGCACGCACAACGCGCAGCCGGCCGCGGGGCCGUCACCCGCCGGCCGCGGGCAGCAGCUGCCCAAGGACUACACGGUGGAGUCGGUGCUGGUGACCCUCUUCUGCUGCGUGCUGACCGGGGUCAUGGCCCUCGUCUACUCGCACGAGACCCGGGCUGCGCUCGCCCGUGGGGACGUGGCCCAGGCGCAUGUGGCAUCCAGAAAGGCUCAGUUACUGAUCCUCUUCAGCCUCCUCUUCGGGUUGUUCGCCUCCAUCAGCUGGAUCAUCUACGUCCUGGUGUCCCUGUACCUGUGACAAGGACCCUGACCCCAGGGACGUGGCGUGUGCCAAGAACUCCUUGUGGCUCGCCACCUAGGUGGGGGGGGUGGGGGGGGUGGGACGACGGGGCACGGGCAGGUGAAGUUGCCACAGCCUUGUGUGGAAACGGGUGACAGUGAAGAGUUUUUGGGGCUGCGGGGCAGCAUCCGAGCUUCCCGGCAGGGCGAGGAGCUGCCCCGGAGCCUGCAUCCAUCUGCUCAGCCCAGGGCAGGAGGAGCCCAGAGCAGGGAGAUGCCGGUACCCCGUCCUGCUGGAUCCAGCCCUGGGCAGGGAGCUGUGAUGGAUCCAUGGGCGGGAUCAGGCUCUGCUGCAGGAUGCUGGAUCCCACUGCUGUGGGCUGUCUCUUGGAGCUGCCAAUGGGACUCUGAUGCAGAGGGAGCAUCUUGUAGGAUUGGGGUUGGAGAUGGAGCAGAAGUAACAGGUGUGUGGGAAAGCCCUCGCUGGUCAUUAAUAGUGUGAGAAGAUACAAACCCAUGUAUGCAGUUCUACAGUAAUUCUGCACACACACACACACACACACACCCCACACACAGCCCCCUGUAUUGCCACCUCUUGCUGCUUCCAGAUUGAAAUAAAAUACAGCUGUA
Messenger RNA from Vidua chalybeata, 1382 nucleotides. It is a transcript of the gene PRRT1B, whose product is annotated as proline rich transmembrane protein 1B. Bases 16 to 771 code for a protein of 251 amino acids. The record is from RefSeq and is a predicted model, not a curated record. Gene Ontology annotation, cellular component: membrane. The transcript has 4 exons. Lineage: Eukaryota; Metazoa; Chordata; Aves; Passeriformes; Viduidae.